AUGCUGUUCUCCGUUCCAGGGAAAGCAGAGAAGAAGAAAUGGAAGGAAAUGAAGCUACUGAAGAAACUGGAAAAACAGCGGAUGCGGGAGCUGGCAGAAAAACAAGCCGAGAAGCAGCAGGAGCAGAAGGAGGACAAAGGCCGUCACUACACGCUGAGCGUAGCCCUGCCAGGCUCUAUCUUGAACAAUGCCCAGUCGCUGGAGCUGCGGACAUACCUUGCUGGACAGAUUGCUCGGGCCUGUGCCAUCUUCUGUGUGGAUGAGAUCGUAGUGUUUGACGAGCAUGGAGAAGAUGCAAAGAGUGUGGAGGGAGACUUUGAAGGAAUUGGGAAGAGAGGCAAGGCUUGCGUGCAGCUGGCUCGGAUCCUGCAGUACUUGGAGUGCCCUCAGUACUUGAGGAAAUCCUUUUUUCCAAAACACGAGGAUCUGCAGUUUGCAGGGCUGCUCAACCCCCUGGACAGCCCCCACCACAUGCGGGUGGAUGAGGAUUCGGAGUACCGAGAAGGCGUAGUGUUGGACCGGCCAACUAAACCAGGCAGAGGCUCUUUUGUUAACUGCGGGAUGAGGAAGGAGGUGCAGAUCGACAGACAGCUGAACCCCGGUCUGCGAGUCACUGUGCACCUGGAAGAACCCCAGAAGCCAGAAGCUAAAGUGCAGAAAGGCACCGUGGUGUCCUCGCACCACCCUCGGACGGUGUCAGGCUUGUACUGGGGUUACAGUGUCCGCCUUGCCUCCUGCUUGAGUGCUGUCUUUUCAGAGUGCCCAUUCAAGGAAGGCUACGAUCUCUCUAUUGGGACCUCGGAGCGGGGCAGCUCUGUGGACCAGGCCACUCUCCCCUCCUUCAGGCAUGCCCUUGUCGUGUUUGGGGGGCUCGAGGGCUUGGAAGCUGCGGUUGACGUGGACCCAAACCUGGAGGUCACUGACCCAAGCGUCUUGUUUGACUUCUACCUAAACACUUGUCCCAGCCAAGGCAGCAGAACCAUCCGGACAGAGGAGGCACUGCUGAUCUCUCUAUCUGCGCUGAGACCCCGUGUUGAUGAGGCUGUGAAGACACGCAGCGACAGCUGAGGGAAGGAAAACCACUGACCUUGCGCUCAGCUGAGGACUGCCUCGGGGAAGCGGCUGUU
Messenger RNA from Balearica regulorum gibbericeps (East African grey crowned-crane), 1127 nucleotides. The record is from RefSeq and is a predicted model, not a curated record. NCBI's taxonomy places the organism in Eukaryota, Metazoa, Chordata, Aves, Gruiformes, Gruidae.